Molecule: messenger RNA, 997 nt
Organism: Racocetra fulgida
Lineage: Eukaryota; Fungi; Glomeromycota; Glomeromycetes; Diversisporales; Gigasporaceae
Source: the annotation of a GenBank genome assembly
UGCAAAUUUAACCCAAUCUUCAAUAACUUCAUAUACCUCUGAUUCUAGCGUCAAGCUCACCUCAGAUGAAUUUAGUGAUAAUGAAUUUAGUGAUAAUGAAUUCGAUGAUAGUGAAGAAGAAUUCGAUGUAGAUUACUUAUGCCCAGAAUGCUCGCGACCUAGAACAAACGAUCGAUGGUGUAAUUUCUGCGAAUCUCAAAAGUUUUCAAAUAAUUUUAAUAAUUGGACAAGCGGAAAUUCAUAUUUAGACAAAAUCAUAAGAGAUACUCAACUUAAUGCCACAAGUAAAUAUGAUUAUUUGGUUUGGAUUGAUUAUAGUGAGUUUGAAGAUAUAGAAUAUUUGGCAAAAGGUGGAUAUGGUGAAGUUUAUUAUGGAAUUUGGAUUUAUGGACCAAAUAAAGUUCUAAUUUAUGAAGAAGAAAAAUGCAAAUGGAGAAAAGAAACUAAAACACCAGUAGCUUUGAAAUGUUUACAUAACUCUGAAAAUCUUACCGCAAAUUUUUUGGAUGAAAUGUAUUAUCAAUGUCGCAAUGGUCGUGUACUUCAUUGUUAUGGAAUAACCCAGCACAAAGAAUCAAACAAUUACAUGAUGGUAAUGGAAUACGCCAACGGUGGAGAUCUACGUCACUAUUUUACAUACAAUUACCGUCUAUUAAGUUGGGGUCAAAAACUAAGAAUUUUAAGGGAUAUAGCAUUAGGUUUAGAAGUAAUUCAUUCUGUAAACUUAAUACAUCGAGACCUUCACAGUGGAAAUUUAUUACUGCACACUCUUAAAGACGGCACAAUGCGAACUUUUGUGACUGAUUUAGGAUUAUGUAGACCAAUAGACAAACCUUCAAAAAAUGAUGAGUAUGCAAUUAAUUUACCGCAAAAUAGAGGUAAUACUAGAGGAUGUAGGAUUAUUAAGUCGCAUCCUAAAGCUGUUUAUAUAAGUAGAUUGUUACCACAUCCACCGAACGAAAAAGGUAAUUCUCUUGCAUGUUUAUACGGAAAAUAA